CUACUGAAAAUAUAUUUAUUAGGGCAAGAAAAACCAUGCGGCUCAGUACAGUACCAGAUGCAGUUAGCAGUAUGUUUGUUUGUUUACUAUUAGUGAGUGAGACAGAGACUAUGAAAGUGUGAGACCUUAAUAGUAUUCAAUUGGAUGACUUCUAUACCAUUGUCUAAGGAUAUAAUUGACUGGAUAAUUCCAUGUCCUACACUUGGAGAUCUAUCUAGUAACUCUUCUGAUAUAGAUAAUGAUAUAGGUUAUCUAUUGAAUUGGAUGCAACCUUACUUUCCUCCAUCAUUAACUAGUAAUACAAUUCCAGUUACAAGUACAAGUACAAGUACAAUUACUAAACCAAAUAAUGAUAUAAUUGAACCAUCUCAAAGAGUUAAAGCAGCCAUACGAAGUUGUUUAAAAGAUGAUUCAAAUCAAAUCGAAUUUAUACGAUUAUAUAAUAAUUCCAUUACUAUUCAAUUUAAUCAAUUCUUUAAUGAAUUAAAUAAUUCAACCAUGAAUUUCUUAGAUUAUUUUCAAAUAAUUAAAAUUAUUCAUAGUUAUUAUAUAUUCUAUUUACAAUAUCUUAAUAUUUCACCUUUAUGUAAGGAUAUAUUUACAAGAAAUCUUAAUUCAUUAUUCUAUGAGAAUUUAAUUAACAAUAAUCAAAGUCAAUUUUUAAAUUCAUUAAUGAAUUAUUUAGAUAAUUCCUUAUAUAAUUUAAAUUCAAAUUCAAAUUCAAAUUCAAGCACCACCAAUUCCAAUCGAAUUAUAUCAGUUAAUGAAAUUAUGCAUACAUUAAGUUCAAUUAAUUUAAUUAAUGAAGCCAAUCAUAUUAUGAUUAAAUUAUCUAUACAAAAGAUUAAAUGGUUUAUAACUAAUCAUUGUUCAAAAGUAUGGAAUCGAUAUUUAUUAGAAGUAAUAAAUCAAUAUAUUCAAAAUAAAAUAUAUCCAAAUUUUUUAAUAGGAUUAAAAUAUUCAAGUGAAGGAAAUAUUGAUUUAAAUAUUUAUCUUUAUGAUCUUAUAAAAAUUGCUCAUGAUGAAUUAGUUUCUUUAAGAAUAAAAGAAAUUUAUGAUAUAAUUUUAAAUUAUCCUCAUAGUUCUCAAGCUUUAUAUGAAUUAUAUCAAUGUUUUCUGAUAAAAUUUAAUCAUAAUAAUUAUAAUCAACAAAUUAAUUUUGAAGAUUCAAAUAAUUCAUCAACCAAUUUAAUUAAUGAUGUAUCAAAUUUAUCAAGUUUUUCAUAUUUAGUUAAUUUUUCAUUAAAAUCUCAAUCUUAUCAAAGAACUAAAUUAGUUGAUAAUUUUAUUAAAUUAAGUCAUGAAAAGAUUUUACAUUCAGGUGCAAAUACUAUUGAUGUAAUUAUUACUUAUAUUAAUACAAUAAAAUCAUUUUUAAUUAUUGAUCCAAAGGGUGUACUUUUAGAUAAAGUUGCCAGACCAAUUAGAACUUAUUUAAAAACAAGAGAAGAUAUAAUUAUUAAAAUUGUUGAAGGAUUAUUAGAAGAAGAUGAUAAAAGUGAAUUAAUUGAAUUAUCUCAAGAAUUAAGAAAAAUUGAUAAUUUAGAAAAGCAACAACAAAUUAAUAUUGAUGAUGGAUUAGAUUUAAAUUGGUUACCUGAUCCAAUUGAUGCAUUACCUGAUUUUAAAAAGGCUAAAGUAACUGAUAUAAUUGAAUCAUUAAUAUCAAUAUUUGAUUCAAAUGAAAUAUUUAUUAGUCAAUUUACAAAAUUAUUUGGAGAAAAAUUAAUUAAAAUUCAUAAUUAUGAUGUUAAAAAUAUUGAACAACAUCUUAAUUUAUUAAAAUUAAAAUUUGGUAAUAAUGAAUUUACUUCAUUAGAUAUUAUGAUUAAAGAUAUAAAAGAAAGUAAAUUAAUUAAUGAAAUUAUUAAAUCAAAUAUUAAUAAUGUUUCAGAAAAUUUUCAUACAUCAAUAUUAUCACAUUUAUAUUGGCCAACCAUUAUUGAAAAUAUUUCAGAAGAUGGUGAUUUAUUUAAAGUACCAAAUAAUAUUGAAGAAAUAUUUACUCAAUUUUCUAAACAAUUUUCAAAUUAUAAAUCUGGUAGAAGUUUAAAAUUUUUACCAAGUUUAGGAUCAGUUAAAUUACAACUUGAAUUUAAUAAUAAUAAAAUUAAAUCAUUUAAUGUAUCACCGGAUAAAGCAUCAAUUAUAUCAUUAUUUAAUGAUCAACAUGAAGAAUUAUCAGCAGAAUAUAUUAGUGAAACUUUAGGUAUGACUCCAUAUAUGGUAUCUGAUGGAUUAAGUUUUUGGGUUAAGGAAGGGGUAUUAUUACAAGUUACUAAAUCUCUUUAUAUAGUUAAUGAUGAUAAUGAUGAUAAUAAUAAUAAUAAUAAUUAUGGAGAUAAUGAAGAAGCAGAAGUAUCUAUUGAAGGAUUAGAAAUAGGUAGUGUUACCUCCGAUAUAGAACCUAAAUCAUCUUUAACUAUUCCUCCAUUAAAUAUACUUUGGCCCAAUAUUCAAACCCUUUUAGAAAAUAUUACUAUGUUAAGUUCAGAAAAGAUAUUAACAUUAUUAAAGCUUCGAGUUCCCAUUGAACUAUAUGAUGUUCGAUCAUUAAUAAUCAAUGAUUUUGAAGAGUACUUGGAUUGGUUAGUUGAACAAGGGAAAUUAGAAUUACUGGGAGGGUUUUACAAAUUAAAGAAUUAAUUAAUAAUUAAUUAAUUAAGU
Messenger RNA from Scheffersomyces amazonensis, 2667 nucleotides. RefSeq names its product anaphase promoting complex subunit 2. The record is from RefSeq and is a predicted model, not a curated record. NCBI's taxonomy places the organism in Eukaryota, Fungi, Ascomycota, Pichiomycetes, Serinales, Debaryomycetaceae. Gene Ontology annotation, biological process: protein K11-linked ubiquitination; ubiquitin-dependent protein catabolic process; metaphase/anaphase transition of mitotic cell cycle. Gene Ontology annotation, cellular component: anaphase-promoting complex. The transcript has a single exon. The coding region runs from base 145 to 2646 and encodes 833 amino acids. Gene Ontology annotation, molecular function: ubiquitin protein ligase binding.